AUGGCCCUGUCCAGACGGCUCGAAGGCGUCUCGGCCCGUCGACUGCGCCUCCUCGUCCGCGUCGCCUUCAUCGCCUCGGCCCUCGUCUUCUUCCUCCACCUCGCCGACUCGUCGACGUCGCACCCUCUCACCCGCACCUCGCCUCGCCGCCGCCUUGCCGACGACUCGCCCCCGUCCUCGCACGACGUUGCCCUCAUCUUUGACGACAAUCGCGUCGACUAUGCGACCCAGAUGCUGCGCUCGGCGGCCACCUACGGCUGGCCCCGACACGCGCUCCACUUCCACCUCGUCGCUCCACCUGCCGUCGUUCACCUCGUCCAACCCGUCCUCGACGAGCUCGGCAUUCGCGCGACGUGGUAUGACUACGCCGCCUGCGACCGCCUCGUCGCGCCCGUCCGACCUUUCGCCAACGAGGCCAUCCACACGAGCGCCCUCUGCAAGGUCUUCCUCGCCGACCUCCUCGUCGACGUCGACCGCGUCCUGUACCUCGACACGGACGCCACCAUCGUCGGCACCCUCGACGUGUGCACCCAGCCGCUCGCCGACGACGCCCUGUUCGGCAUGGCGCUCGACCUCGGCGACGCGUGCCAGGUCCGGCCCGAGCGGUGCUGGCCCCUGUCGCUCCAGUUCACGCCCUGGGACGGCCUCGUGUGCGGCAACGUGCCCAAGCAUCACUGGCCGCCGAGCUUCGAGGCAGACGACGCCGUCUGUGCUCAGCCAGGAGAGCCCGAGCCGGCCCAGGUCAACGGCGGCGUCAUCGUCAUGGAGCUCUCGCGCAUGCGCCGCGCCCGCUUCAUCCCCAAGCUCCUCGCCUCGACCGCGCACGCGUUCCUCCUCGCCAACCGCCGCCACGCGACGUGGGCCGAGCAAGAGUUCCUCAACGCCUACAUCCGCGACUACCCGCACGACUUUGCCGUCAUCCCGUGUGGGUGCAACUACCAGUACGUCGGCAUACGUCGCGAGGCCAAGUGCGCCGGGCAGCCGGUCCACAUCGUCCAUCACUGGUCGAGCAACGCCGCCGUCGAGACGACCGACCCGUACAACCAGGUCUUCCACCACCUGCGCCGCAACGACUCGGGCGCGCUCCCACCGCUCCCGGCCCUCUCGUCCUCGUCGGCCUACUCGCCCUCGGGCCCGGUCCGCGUCGAGCUCAACCUCGACUGCGUCGGCCAGCCGUACGACUGCGCCGAGUCGUCGCCCGCCGCCGCACCGCCCCGGUGGGGCGACCCGGUCUACGUCCUGACGCGCACGGCCGCCCGCCCGCGCUUCUUCGCCGCCGCGCGCGAGUCGGUCCUCGGCCAGUCGUACCCGUACGUGCACCACCUCGUCGCGACCGACGACGCGGCGAGCAUGGCGUACCUCGGCGGCGUCGAGGAGGCCGACUUGGUCGAGCGGCGCCGCGAGUCGCACGCGUUCGACCCGGACGAGGUGUGCCGCGCGUGCCAGCCGCUCAACGAGCCGGGCAGGGCGUGCGGCCAGGCGCCUGACCUCGGCAACCCGCUGCGGCAGCCGUACCUCGAGUGCUACUGCGCGUCGCACUACCCGAUGAACGAGCUCGUCAACCACCUCGUGCGUCGCGCGGCGGCCGCCACCACCACCGAGGCGGCGGGCCCAGGUUGGCUCAUCCUCCUCGACGACGACAACGUGUUUAGCUCGUCGAGCGCCGUGUCGGACGUCAUGCUCGACGUCGAGCACGCCGACCAGGUCGUCCUGUUCCGGUCGCGGCUCGGGCGCCUCACGCCGAGCGACGACGCCAUGGGCCGCCUCCCCGUCGAAAGGGGCGACAUUGACGCGAGCAACUUUAUGGUGCACUCGUCGCACGCCGAGGAGGCGCUGUGGGACGCGAGGCGCUGCGGAGACUGGCGCACGAUCGACCGUCUCACCAAGCUUCUCGAGCCCAAGUGGAGCUCGGCCAUGCCCAUCUCGGCGCACCCUCUCCGCGCUCGACUCGGCGGCCUCGGCGGGAGGCACGACUUGCCCGACCCGGCGGCGGCGCCGGCGGCGUGA
Molecule: messenger RNA, 2007 nt
Organism: Rhodotorula graminis WP1
Lineage: Eukaryota; Fungi; Basidiomycota; Microbotryomycetes; Sporidiobolales; Sporidiobolaceae
Exons: 6
Coding region: 1-2007 (668 amino acids)
Biological process (GO): protein O-linked glycosylation via N-acetylgalactosamine
Molecular function (GO): UDP-xylosyltransferase activity
Source: RefSeq, a predicted model, not a curated record